UGGGAUCCUUCCCCAUCAAACAAAAGUUUUGUCUAUAAAAAUCUUGUCUUGUGAUUCACAGUAUCAUCCACAACUCAAACCUAGUUUGUUCUUUUAGCUAUGGAUUCCUGUAAAGCCAAAACUCACAAUUUCUUUGCAUGCCUCACACUAUUUUUUGUCAUCUUUGUCACAUUAAGCCAAUCCCACGCAAAAGAAACCCAGCUCGAAGAUAGCCUUCAAGUUAAUCAGUUUUUGAACAAAAUACAAAAAUGGAGGAGUGAUCGAGAUUUCAAAUCGGAAGUAAGAACUUCUACAGUUAUAGCAGGAGUUUUAUGUUUUAUAGCUUCGUCUAUAUCAAGUGCAGGGGGGAUUGGUGGCGGUGGUCUUUUUAUAUCAAUAUUAACCAUAGUGGCUGGUUUGGAACUUAAAACUGCCACAAGUUUCUCAGCUUUUAUGGUCACUGGAGGUUCAAUUGCAAACGUUAUGUACAAUAUGUUAACUAUAAGUUCAAAGUUUGGUGGUAAGAAUUUGACUGAUUAUGAUAUAGCUCUUCUAUCUGAGCCAUGCAUGCUACUUGGAGUGAGUAUUGGAGUGAUUUGGAAUCAGGUUUGCCCAGAGUGGCUGGUUACUCUUUUGUUUGCUGUUUUCCUUGCUUGGUCUACCUAUAAGACUUUCAGAAAUGGCUUGGUGCAUUGGAAAUCUGAAUCAGAAAGUGUAAAUCGAUGUGGAGGGUUGAAGGAUGAGAGUUAUGAUGAAAUAUGCAAAGAGCCCUUGUUGAACAAGGAAAAAAUUAACAAUAUCAAAGUGAAAUUUCCAUGGAUGAAACUGGGUGUCUUGAUUAUGAUCUGGCUUUCUUUCUUCUUUCUGUAUCUUCUUCGUGGCAAUCGUUACAGACAGGGUAUUAUAAAAGUGAAGCCUUGUGGAGUGGGAUAUUGGAUAAUUUCCUCACUCCAAAUUCCUGUUUCUAUGGCUUUCACGGGAUGGAUCCUCUGCAGAAAAGACUGGAGCCAAAAUAAAGUUCCAGACCAUCAGGACAUUGAAGAUUUAACUAGCAGUGGACCGUCAAACAAGCUUAUGUUCCCAUUAAUGGCACUUAUUGCUGGGAUCUUGGGGGGACUUUUUGGAAUUGGAGGUGGUAUGCUCAUAAGCCCACUUCUUCUUCAUGUUGGGAUAGCACCUGAGGUAACAGCGGCGACUUGUUCGUUCAUGGUUUUCUUCUCGUCUACCAUGUCAGCAUUCCAGUACUUGCUACUGGGCAUGCAGCACGUAGGCAGCGCCCUCAUCUUUGCCAUCAUUUGUUUUGUUGGAUCAGUUCUUGGUUUACUGGUGGUACAGAGAUUUAUACAGAAAUCUGGGAGGGCUUCACUGAUCAUAUUUUCAGUCAGUAUAGUUAUGGCGUUAAGUGCUAUUUUGAUGACCAGCUUUGGAGCUUUUGAUGUUUGGAGAGAUUACACAUCUAGGAAAUAUAUGGGGUUCAAACUACCCUGUUAAAUACAACUUUGUACUAUAGACUAUAUAAAUAUAUGGACACUAGCUGAAAUUUCAGGUUGCAAAAUCAUGUUCUAUAUAUUUAUAAAGCCUACGGUACAAAGUUGUAGAUAAUCAAAUUUAGAAAGAGGUUCAUUUACUUGUAGGUAAGAAGAAACAGAAAGCUCUGGGGUUUUUGUUUGUUUAAGAUUUAAACUUCUUGCUGCAAAAAGUAUUAACACAAUGCACAAUGAUGAUCAAGGAAAUAGAGAAAUUUCCCAGGUUGCUGAGAUUGCUUGAUGACCUUGUUGAUAAAACAAGGAAGAAUGCGGAAACCUUUGCUGAAAAUCUGAAUGUCUGAUGGAUAUUUUUGUUUUUUUUUCCAGAAAACGGAUGUGGGAAGAAGAUGCGUGAGUUCCUCACGCUUGAUGUUUAUUUUAUUAAGCAUGUUUGAUAUGCACGAGUUAGAGCGAGUUCAACUCAAUACGAUUUGUGAGUCGGAUAGAUAA
Messenger RNA from Mangifera indica (mango), 1955 nucleotides. RefSeq names its product sulfite exporter TauE/SafE family protein 2-like. The coding region runs from base 100 to 1470 and encodes 456 amino acids. The record is from RefSeq and is a predicted model, not a curated record. The transcript has 4 exons. Gene Ontology annotation, biological process: protein ubiquitination. Gene Ontology annotation, cellular component: Cul4A-RING E3 ubiquitin ligase complex; membrane. NCBI's taxonomy places the organism in Eukaryota, Viridiplantae, Streptophyta, Magnoliopsida, Sapindales, Anacardiaceae.